This is a messenger RNA of Tauraco erythrolophus (red-crested turaco), 1413 nucleotides long. Lineage: Eukaryota; Metazoa; Chordata; Aves; Musophagiformes; Musophagidae. The record is from RefSeq and is a predicted model, not a curated record.
AUGUCCUGGUUUACUGCAGUUCACUACAUCAGAAUCUUUGGGGAAACUGUUGGAAAUCUUGCCAAAACAUGCUAUGUGCUCUAGGAGCAAUAUAGGCAACCAAUUUCCAGGCCAAGGUGUUCCUGCUGGAUUUUCUAUGUAUCCUGCAUUCAGUCCCUUACAGAUGAUCUGGUGGCAACAUAUGUAUGCACGUCAGUACUACAUGCAAUACCAAGCCGCUGUUUCAGCUCAGGUGACUUCCAGCACUGAGCCAGCGAGACCUGCAGUUGCCCAGGCUGUAAAUUCAGAACAUGCUCCUGCAAAUGAGCCUGCAGCAGCACCAAACGUAGCCGUCCAGGAGAACAGGCCUGUGAACCCAAAUGUUCAGAUGAAUGCACAGGGUGGCCCAGUAGUGAACGAGGAGGACUUCAACCGGGACUGGCUGGACUGGAUGUACACCUUCUCUAGAGCAGCAAUUCUUCUGAGCAUUGUAUACUUCUAUUCUUCCUUCAGUCGAUUUGUCAUGGUAAUGGGAGCCAUGCUGCUGGUUUAUUUACAUCAAGCUGGAUGGUUCCCCUUUAGGCAAGAGGGAGGCCAACAGCAGGCAGCCAAUAACGUGGAAGUGAACCGUGGUGGGCAACAUGCAAAUAAUCCUGACCUUGAGGAGAUGGAACGACUCAUGGAUGAUGGGAUCGAUGAAGACAGCGGAGAAGAUGCAGGUGAAGAUGCCAAUACAGAACAGCAGCCUGGAUUCAUGGCUUCUGCUUGGUCCUUCAUCACAACCUUCUUCACAUCACUCAUCCCUGAAGGGCCUCCGCAGGUUGGCAAUUGAAGCGGAAAAGGAACUGUGUCAGGCAGCCUCAGUAGCCAUACGUAGACGUGGAGCAGAUCCUAGAGAGUGUUUUAAAUACAGUGCAAUUCCUGAAAAUUUAUAACGUUAUCUUUUUGAUCAUGGUGUACAAAAAUGUGUAUUUUUUUUCUUUUUGCUUUCUCAUGCAUUGACUAUUUUAAGCACAAGUGGACUACUAAAUGCUUUCUUUAAGAUUCUUCUUUUUCUGAAGAAUAAAAUGUAAAGAUAUUGGUCUUCCAUGUUUUAUUUUCAUUUCAAAUGUGUAUUAUACUGAGGCAAAAAGCUUGUACUUCAUCUGCACCAUUACCUCUUUAAAGAGCUGUUAAACACACGAAUGUUGACAGAUCUUUCCAAAUGCUGUCUAGUCGUCUGAAUAACUUUAAUGCAUCUUGUGUUGGUUUUAUGCAGGGUGUGAAUUACCACUUGGGAUUUGGAGUUUCCAUCAUUCCGGAAAGAACGCUGUGAACACAAAGAUGACUUGGUAAUGGCAUGUUGUCUUCAUGCCACAAAAUACUAAGCCUCUUCUCAUAGGUUUGGAAAGCUAAAAGCUUUUUCUUGAGGCUGUGCUGAAGUUCAUUAAAGGU